This is a messenger RNA of Trichoderma citrinoviride, 336 nucleotides long. RefSeq lists its product as hypothetical. The transcript has a single exon. Lineage: Eukaryota; Fungi; Ascomycota; Sordariomycetes; Hypocreales; Hypocreaceae. The record is from RefSeq and is a predicted model, not a curated record. Bases 1 to 336 code for a protein of 111 amino acids.
AUGGCCACCAUUCAGAUUUCGUCCCAGCCUGCUGAGGCCAACGCCGGCAAAACCCUGAACCCAGGCCUUACGCUUCAGCAGCAACUGGAGCCGGAGCCAAUUCUGUACUUUGCACACGCGGUGCUCUUGGACACUGCAGGAAACGAAGUCAGUGGCGUCCUCCAGGGAAACAAGAGCGCCACUGGCAUGUCAGCGGGAGGCGGCCUCCGCUACACGUUCGCUGAUCUGACUAUCACGACUCCUGGCCAAUACUAUAUUCUCGUGAAUAUCUUUCGUUCUGCCAAUGGUGCAACCUUACUUGGCAACGCCAAAUCGAACAUGAUCACUGUCGUUUAG